This is a messenger RNA of Linepithema humile (Argentine ant), 2083 nucleotides long. It is a transcript of the gene RpIIIC53, whose product is annotated as RNA polymerase III subunit C53. Gene Ontology annotation, cellular component: RNA polymerase III complex. Gene Ontology annotation, biological process: tRNA transcription by RNA polymerase III. The record is from RefSeq and is a predicted model, not a curated record. NCBI's taxonomy places the organism in Eukaryota, Metazoa, Arthropoda, Insecta, Hymenoptera, Formicidae. Gene Ontology annotation, molecular function: DNA binding.
UUUUUCUCAUAAGGUCAGUUAUCUUGAAUGAUGUAUUGUUAAUGCCGAAAAUCAUAUGGGAAAUAUUCUUAGAAUAAAUAGUACGAAGCACGUGUGAUAUUGUAUAUGAGCAUGAUUUAAAACGUGAACGUUUGAUGUUUUGAUUGCACAAAUUCUACUAUGUUUUAUUUUUUAGAAUCACAGUUACAGAACACACACAACUGCUUUAAAAAAAUAAAUUGAGAAAUAUAUUAUAGCGUGAAUUCUACUGUGUUUAUCAAACAUGGCUUCAAACAAAAGUGUAACUAUCGAUUCCAAGAACACAAAUGUUCAAGUGAAGAUAGAACCUGGCACGUCUGCGGAGUCGUCAGUGUCGUCGGUGUCGUCAGUAUCAUCAGUAUCAUCAGCAUCUUCGGUAUCGCUUUCAGAAAGAGUGCGAAAUAUUAAAAUGGAACCAGGUGUGCCUAUUACUACACAGAGACUAACAUCCUUUCGACUACCACGAGACCUGACACUAGGUGGAAAUAUUAAGACUGAAAAGCCGAAAAAGGUGUACACACCAAACCUCAAUGUGCAGAGAAACAAAAAGAAGGAUGAUGCAACAGCAGUGAAGGUUGAGCAUGCAAGAUCAAGGGAUAUCGAUCGUGGAAGAACGCGGGGAAGAGGACGUGGGAAGACAGAUAGAAGCAAUAUAAUACAGUCUAUGGGUAUAUGGUCAGAAGGAAUAUAUGCGGCACCUACUACUAGAAUAAGAUCUGAAAGUUCCAGAGAUAGUACAGAUAGUGGGAAAUAUUUGGAAAAACCAAAGAUAAAUUUGAACAAAGUUAUCGAUAAAGCAGAAGAAGAGAAGAAAUUAAAGAAUUUAUUAAAAGAUGAUUUUAUUGAUGAUGAUGUAGACUCUUUAGAUGAGAAGAUGGAUCCUUUCUUAUUGCCAAGAUUGCAAAAGAUGCAUAGUGAAAAUGUACAUAGUGAUGAAGAGAUUGACAAGAAACCAAUCAUCUCAGUAAAUGGUCAAGUUAUAAAAAAUGAAAUCACUUUUCAACACAAAGAAGAUAAAAAGGAAGAGUUAAAAAUUUCUCAAAUACUUGAAAACAAAGCAAAUUCUUAUAUAUUAAUACAGUUUCCAGACUGUCUCCCAGGCUUGGAAUCGUGCAAAGAGGAACCAGCACCAAAACGACCAAGUGAUUCCAGUACUAAUAGUGAAAGUGACAUUAAAGCAAAAACUGAGCACUGCACUUUGAACAAUUUAAAAAGCGGUUUCUUAGGUAAACUUGAGAUUUUGAAAUCAGGCAGAGCAAGGUUACGGUUUGGUGAAAAGAGUUUUUUCGUUGAUGCUGGCAUACAGCAACAAUUUCAUCAGGAGCUUUUAGCUGCAAAAAUAGACACUGCAUCAUUAACAGGUGAUCUUAUCAAUCUUGGCUCAGUAAACAACAAGUUAAUUUGUUCACCAGAUUUAGAAUCUAUGCUGGAUAAAUCAUAAAUUUUUAUUUAUGUAGUAAUUUUAAUAAAGAAUGUUUUUAUAAAAGAAGGAUAUUAAGAUUCUUGGGAGAUUUUGGAUGAGCAAUCUGUAAUGCAAGUUGUAAUUUUCAAUAUUUUUAUAUUUUCUUUAUCAAUACUAGAGAAUUACGUAAAUUAUUAAAUAAAUUACAUAAUGUUUGUGUAAAUUCAGUAUCGCGUUUCUGACCUCUAGAGGAAAUUAGGAGUCACUGUAAAACAGAAAUUAUAGUAUCAUUUAGGAGCAUGAGGUUUUUACUAAAUAUGUUUUUUGCAAAUUAUUAUAUAAUACGUCGUUAUUAAGUAUGCUAUUUAUUGGCUUUUAAACUGCGUUAAAAACUAAACUUUAUACAAAUUAAGAUAAACAAAUGGCUAUUUCGUACAAUUGUUCAAUUUCAAUUGAACGUGCUUAGGAACUAAAAAUGUCAAAGAUAUUUUCUGUCCAAUUAUUCAAAAAAAAUUUUAAACUUUUAUAUUAUAUUAGUCUAGACGAGUAUUUGUAUCAGCUGAAUAAUAUAUUGUGAAAAUACACUGCAAAAAUGAAUCAUCACACAAACAUAUCCGACUAAUGUUUAUGAAAUGUGAAAAUUAAAGAAUAUUUUUUUUCUCA